Messenger RNA from Purpureocillium lilacinum, 276 nucleotides. The record is from RefSeq and is a predicted model, not a curated record. Lineage: Eukaryota; Fungi; Ascomycota; Sordariomycetes; Hypocreales; Ophiocordycipitaceae.
AUGGUCUGUAGCAGAAAAGACGAAGUGACAUGGAAUCGAUCCGCCGGCCGAAAGAGCAGAGCUGCUGAAGAUACUGGCAACAAGUGGGCCAGUUGCACUGACAAGCUGCUGAUCCGAGCAGAUCGAAACAGCCGAAACACCCGUUGGCCUGUGACGUCCAGGUUGGCAGUGAGAGGGGCCAGCGGGUACGUCGAGCAGUGUCUGGUUGCCCGAAGGAGACGCUGUCGAGCCUUUGAUGGUCCGAGCAAGAUCAAGACAGGAAGCUCUCCACCAUGA